This is a messenger RNA of Zea mays, 1880 nucleotides long. RefSeq names its product Core-2/I-branching beta-16-N-acetylglucosaminyltransferase family protein. Gene Ontology annotation, molecular function: glycosyltransferase activity. Gene Ontology annotation, cellular component: membrane. NCBI's taxonomy places the organism in Eukaryota, Viridiplantae, Streptophyta, Magnoliopsida, Poales, Poaceae. The coding region runs from base 486 to 1643 and encodes 385 amino acids. The record is from RefSeq and is a predicted model, not a curated record. The transcript is spliced from 2 exons.
UGCUCCUCUCCUAUGCUUAGCCUUGCCACUCUUAGUUGUUGUUCCUGCAUUUUCCCACUCUAUGGAAAUUAUUGUGGGAUGAGAAUCUAAACAACAUAGUACCCGUUUCAGUGGGAGAUAUGAUCCUUGCGUCCUCUCUGAUCGGAAUUUCUGCUGUGUAUGCAUUCGUGUUCCUCCCAGAUGAGCACGUCAUAUUUACGCAGCUAUGUAAUUCAUAGCGGAAGCAAAGGUCAAAGGAUCAUAGAUCGCUGCUAACAUAGCUCCUGCCGGUGAUCCAAGAAAAGUUUAAUGGACGCAACUAGCUUUUUCAGGGAGAAGCCAUGUUAAUUUUGCAGAGCAAGCAAAGCGGAGGUGUGGGAGUGCGUGUAGAAGAACACCGCGAUAGUAUAAGUGCAUAACCAAAGGCUGAGCAGUGGUGUGCUGUGCUGGUGCUGCGCUGCGAGCUUGAGGCGGCCAAUCAAGCCACGAACGACGUAAACAACGCCAUGGCUGCGUCUCACUCUCACCUAGGCGGGAAACUCCUCAAAGUGGCGCCUACGCUUCUCCUCUUCUCCUUGGGAUUCGCGCUCGGCAUGGUCUCCAACUCCAAGUUCCCAAGCCUGUACCUCUCGUCCAUCUCGCGAUCGCCCUCUCCGGCGCCACCUCCGCCGGCGCCGGCACCGCCGCCGCUACCACCGCAAAACCCAGAAGUGGGGAUGGCACGGUUCCUGGAGCCGCGCAGCGUCACGCACAACAUGACCGACGAGGAGCUGCUGUGGUGGGCGUCCAUGACGCCCAAGGUCCGCAGCACGCCGUACCACCGCGCGCCCAAGGUCGCCUUCCUGUUCCUGGCGAGAGGGGACCUGCCGCUGCGGCCGCUGUGGGAGAAGUUCUUCGCCGGGCACCAAGGGCUGUACUCCAUCUACGUGCACACCGAUCCCUCCUACGCCGGCUCGCCGCCGGAGGACUCCGUCUUCUACGGCCGCAUGAUCCCAAGCCAGAAAACGAGGUGGGGAGACGUGAGCCUGGUGGCCGCGCAUCGCCGGCUGCUGGCGAACGCGCUCCUGGACGUCGGCAACGAGCGUUUCGCGCUGCUCUCCGAGUCGUGCAUCCCGCUCUACAACUUCACGGCCGUGUACGCCGUGCUCACCGGCACGGACACCAGCUUCGUGGACGCGGUCGUCACCCCGGCGCGCUACAGCGCCCUGUUCGCGGAGCGCAGCAACAUCACGGCCGCGCAGUGGCGCAAGGGCGAGGCGUGGUUCGAGAUGGACCGCGCGCUGGCGCUGGAGGUCGUCUCCGACGCCACCUACUUCCCCACGUUCCGCGAGCGCUGCGCGGGGCAGCGGGCGUGCCUCAUGGACGAGCACUACGUGCCGACGCUGCUGAGCGUGCUGCGCUGGCCGCGCGGCGCCAACCGCUCGCUCACCUUCGUGGACUGGGACCGGAGGCGCCGGACGGGGUUCCACCCGCACACGCACCGCGGCGAGGAGGUGACGCCGGAGCUGGUCGAGGAGAUCAGGGGAGGCGCGCGCGCCGGCAGGAACUGCAGCGCGUACCACGACGGGGCCAGCGGCGUCUGCUACGUCUUCGCGCGCAAGUUCACGCCCGACACGCUCCAGCCGCUGCUCCGGUUGGCUCCCAGGGUCAUGGGGUUCGGCUGAGACGAUCGAGUUUGUAUAUUGCUGACUUCCUCUGGUUGCUUGAUCAGAUGUUUUGUGGAGCUUUUCUUACUGUACGGAGUGUCAUCUAUCAACACCAGUCAUCUUAACAUCGUGUGUAGCUGCAGAAAAAAACGAAGAAUCCAUCUCGUUUCUUACCAAAUAAAAUGCCGAAGGGCAAGAUGAUGACAGACGAUUUUGUUCCACAAACUAAAUAGGAAUAUACCUGCGUUGGAUCGA